AUGCGUAGUGUUUUUUGGCAGCUGUGUAUUGCAAGUGUGCUGGUUGCCGAAUGUGCAGCCAGCCGCGAGGACGGGCUAAAGAAUAUUAAGCACAUUGUGUUGUUUAUGCAGGAGAACCGCUCGUUUGACCAUUACUUUGGCACGAUGGCUGGUGUGCGUGGGUUCCAAGAUCCCAAUGUGCAUGUGUCGAAGAACUCGAAAAAGAAUGUAUUCCACCAGCCCGUGAACCACUCUGCGAAAGAGGAGCCGGCGCCGAAAGGAGUUGUGGAGCUGCUGCCGUGGCAUUUGAACUACCAGGGCGGCGACUGGAAUGAAAAGACGCAAUGCAUGCUUGCCGGAACCAAUGAUUGGCGUGAGAACCAUGCGGCUUGGAACGAGGGCGAGAUCGAUCAGUGGGUCGUUGCAAACACGCCGUACAGCAUUGGCUACUUCCGCCGCGAAGACUUGCCGAUCCAGUACAGCCUUGCCGGCAACUUUACCGUGGGCGACUCCUACUAUGAGUCUAUUAUCUCGUCCACGGACCCAAAUCGUGUCUCGUGGUUUUCUGGUACAAUCAAUGUGAAUGGCAGCGUCACGGGCGGAAACGGCCACAGAAUGGGUGGGCCCGUCAUUGACAACAAUGUGGAUCCCAAGUGUCUUACCGCAGACGAUGGCAGCCCUUUCUCGUGCCGACCUUUGCGCUGGAAGACAGUGCCCGAGUACCUGUACGAGUCAAGCAUCUCCUUCCAGGUGUAUCAAGAUUUUGACAACUUUGGCGAUGACACGCUGGUCGAGUGGGCUCAGUAUCAAGAGGCUGCCAAGCACAAGGAGCAGCUCGCCAAGCAAGCGGUUUCAUUCCCUGGCCUUGACAAGUUCUACGAGGAUGCAUACAAUGGAAACCUUCCCGAGGUUUCGUACAUUGUCGCGCCCCAGGAUCUUUCCGAGCACCCGCCCUACAUGCCCAAAGACGGUGCCUGGCUCCAGCGCAAAGUUGCCGAGGCGGUUAUGCAUGGGAAGGACUGGGACAGCACCGCGCUCAUUGUUUCGUACGAUGAGACUGGCGGAUGGGCGGACCAUGUCAUUUCCCCUCUCCCGCCCAAAGAUGCACAGGGCGAGUGGAUUAUUGAUCCGUACGACAAGAGCAAGGGCUGGGUACCCACUGGGCCGGGCUUCCGUUUACCUUUCUAUGUUAUUUCGCCCUGGACGCGUAACGGCGGUGUAUUUACCGAGCAUUGCUCGCACGAAAGCCAAAUCCUGUUCCUCGAGAAGUGGGCCAAAGCCGUGGGCAAGCCGUUCCACACCAAGGACAUGAACCCGUGGCGCCGCGAGCAUAUGAGCGACCUGGUCAAGGUCUUUGACUUUUCUUCGCACGACACCAGCACGCUUGAGCUGGAAUCUGUGCCCAAGGCGUCGCAGGACCCCAUCACGAAACAAUACAACGGUGCCUCUGUGUGCCAGGCACGCUUUUUGUGGGACGUACAGCCCAAGGUGCCAUACGGGGAGCAAGACGAGCACGAGGCGCUUCGUGUCGAGCCUGGAUACAAGCCUACGCGUGGCGACUUGAGCGAGGGGCGCUACCUUACGAUGGAGGCGGAUGGCUUCGCGCUCAGUCACAAAGACAAUCGUUUGGGGACCGGUCGUGCACACCACAACCACAAUGGCGAGCAUUACCGAUUCGUGUUGCACUGGAAGGGCACCGAUCCCAAGGAUAACCGGUUCCUCAUCGCCACCGACAGCGAGCACCCCAUGUAUAUUACAAAGGGCUUGAAGCUUUCCAAGAAAGCCCACAAAGGCGCUUUGUUUGCCAUUCAUGAUAAAGGCAAUGGCGAGGGCUACACGGUCACUGAGGUCGGCACGUCGAAGCAAAUGUCCAUUACCAAGGACGGCUCGGUCGCGCAUGCCAAUUAUGCUACGUUUAUUAUUUAUAGUGUGACCCAAUAG
Malassezia vespertilionis is the source of this 1920-nucleotide messenger RNA. RefSeq names its product phospholipase C. Lineage: Eukaryota; Fungi; Basidiomycota; Malasseziomycetes; Malasseziales; Malasseziaceae. The record is from RefSeq and is a predicted model, not a curated record. The coding region runs from base 1 to 1920 and encodes 639 amino acids. Gene Ontology annotation, molecular function: hydrolase activity, acting on ester bonds. The transcript has a single exon.